UCCUGUCCUGCCCAGCUCUCUGAGUAGUUAAUGCAGAAGAUAAAGAGGGUUCGUCUGGAAAACGAGACUGCAGGAAGUUGGAGAAGUUUUUUGCCCAGUUCUGAAGGGGAAGUGAGGAUGACUGCAGUGGACACGCUCUCAGACAGCUCCGAAGUGGUCGAGAUGGAGGAUGUGCCUUCCCAAUUCCAGGUGCAAAAGCAUUCUUGGGAUGGGCUGCGUGACAUUAUUCACAGCAGCAGGAAGUACUCGGGCAUGAUAGUGAACAAAGCUCCCCAUGAUUUCCAGUUUGUCCGGAAAACAGAGGAGUCCAGCCCGCACUCUCACCGCCUCUAUUACCUGGGAAUGCCAUAUGGUAGCAGAGAGAAUUCCCUUCUUUACUCAGAGAUUCCCAAAAAGGUACGGAAGGAGGCCUUGCUGCUCUUGUCCUGGAAACAGAUGCUGGAUCACUUUCAGGCAACCCCUCACCACGGGAUGUAUUCCAGAGAGGAGGAGCUCUUGAGGGAACGCAAGAGGCUGGGUGUUUUUGGGAUAACAUCUUAUGACUUCCACAGUGAGAGUGGCCUGUUCCUUUUCCAGGCUAGCAACAGCCUCUUCCAUUGUCGAGAUGGGGGCAAGAAUGGGUUCAUGGUGUCUCCAAUGAAGCCUCUGGAGAUCAAGACUCAGUGCACGGGGCCACGGAUGGAUCCCAAAAUCUGCCCUGCUGAUCCAGCCUUCUUCUCCUUCAUUAACAACAACGACCUGUGGGUGGCAAACAUUGAGACGGGCGAGGAGAGGCGGAUGACAUUCUGCCAUAAAGGCUUAUCCAAUGUUCUGGAUGACCCCAAGUCUGCUGGUGUAGCCACUUUUGUCAUUCAGGAGGAGUUUGAUCGGUUCACGGGCUAUUGGUGGUGUCCCACAGCUUCUACAGAAGGUUCAGAGGAUUUAAAAACACUGCGGAUCUUGUACGAGGAAGUGGAUGAGUCAGAGGUGGAGAUAAUUCAUGUUCCUUCACCUGCCUUGGAGGAGAGAAAAACAGAUUCCUAUCGGUACCCCAGGACAGGCAGCAAAAACCCCAAGAUUACACUGAAACUGGCAGAAUUUAAAACAGACAGCAAGGGUAAGAUUGUCUGUGCUCAGGACAAAGAGCUGGUGCAACCCUUUGCUGCCUUGUUUCCCACUGUGGAGUACAUUGCCCGUGCUGGAUGGACCCGGGAUGGCAAAUAUGCUUGGGCUAUGUUCCUAGACAGACCUCAGCAGCGGCUCCAGCUAGUCCUCCUGCCUCCAGCACUCUUUAUUCCAGUCCCAGAAAAUGAGGAGCAGCGUGCUGAAUUUGCCAAAACCGUGCCAGAAAAUGUCCAGCCAUUUGUGAUCUAUGAAGAAACCACUGAUGUGUGGAUAAAUGUUCAUGACAUCUUCUAUCCUUUCAUCCAGCCGGAGGGGGAGGAGGAAGAGCUCUGCUUUAUCCGAGCCAACGAGUGCAAAACGGGGUUCUGUCACCUGUACAGGGUGACAGCAGUCCUGAAGCCAGGCAGCCACGACUGGGUGCAGCCCUGUGUCCACAGUGAGGAUGACUUCAAAUGUCCCAUCAAGGAGGAGAUUGCCCUGACUGCUGGGGAAUGGGAGGUGCUGGCGAGGCACGGGUCCAAGGUAGGGGUUAUUUUUAUUCUCUUGCAGUGUCUCAGCUCUACAAGCCUAGUUUCAUUUUUGCUUCAGGAAUUAACUCCGAAAAUAGCAUUUGGAAACUGUAAGAUCUGGGUAAAUGAGGCCACCAAGCUGGUGUAUUUCCAAGGCACGAAGGACACCCCGCUGGAGCACCACCUCUACGUGGUCAGCUAUGAAUCUCCUGGGGAGAUCAUGCGCCUCACCACUCCAGGCUUCUCCCACAGCUGCUCCAUGAGCCAGAACUUUGACAUGUUCAUCAGCCACUACAGCAGUGUGAGCACUCCUCCCUGUGUGCACAUCUACAAGCUCAGUGGCUCCGAUGACGACCCGCUCCACAAGCAGCCCAAGUUUUGGGCCAGCAUGAUGGAGGCAGCCAGCUGUCCCCCAGACUACAUCCCCCCGGAGAUCUUCCACUUCCGCACGCAGUCGGACGUGGAGCUCUAUGGAAUGAUCUACAAGCCCCACGAUGUGCAGCCUGGCAAGAAACAUCCCACGGUGCUCUUUGUGUAUGGAGGCCCUCAGGUGCAGCUGGUGAACAACUCCUUCAAAGGCAUCAAGUAUCUGCGGCUAAACACGUUGGCAUCCCUGGGCUACGCUGUGGUGGUGAUUGAUGGAAGGGGAUCAUGCCAGCGAGGCCUCAGAUUUGAAGGGGCCCUGAAAAACCAAAUGGGUCAGGUGGAGAUAGAGGACCAGGUGGAAGGUUUACAUUAUGUAGCAGAAAAAUACGGGUUCAUCGACUUGAGUCGGGUCGCCAUCCACGGCUGGUCCUAUGGGGGCUUUCUGUCCCUCAUGGGGCUCAUCUGUAAACCCAACGUCUUCAAGAUUGCCAUAGCAGGUGCCCCUGUCACCGUGUGGAUGGCCUACGACACCGGCUACACCGAGCGCUACAUGGACGUGCCCGAGAACAACCAGCAGGGCUAUGAGGCUGGCUCGGUGGCACUGCACGUGGAAAAGCUUCCCAACGAGCCAAAUCGUUUGCUGAUCCUCCAUGGGUUUUUGGAUGAAAAUGUGCACUUUUUUCACACCAACUUCCUGGUAUCGCAGCUAAUCCGGGCUGGAAAACCUUACCAGCUGCAGAUCUACCCCAACGAGAGACACAGUAUUCGGUGCCCUGAGUCAGGAGAGCACUACGAAAUCACGCUGCUGCACUUUCUACAAGAAUACCUCUGAGAGCACGAGCCUCUGCAAACUGGACACUGACAGCUCACCUGCCCCGUGCCCUCCCGCUCCCCGGCAGCGUCCAACCCAGAGCACAAGGGGCUGAGUGCCCACGUCGGGCUGGGGGUACCCCCAGGCCAGGGGGAAAAGCUGGAGGGCACCUUCCCUUUGGACAGUGCCACCUUCUCUCACUUUCCAAGCUGGAGGUCUGCCCCUGCUCGGCUGCUCGUCCUCCUCCUCUCCUCCAGCCUGGCUGUUCAAUGCUUUUUUUGCUGCUACUCCCUCUCUUCUGGGAAUCAAUGGACAGUGGUCCGUGUCCCAAGGCUGAGGUUUGUGUCCAUCUCUCUCUCCCCGAUCCUUUUCCCCUUCCACUGCACCUGUGCAGUUCCCAAACUCUUACCUGCAAGAACUCAGUGCCUGUGUUGGAAACGGAAGAGCCGAAUCAGAAGCUGCCUUAAGCCAGGAGUGCGAGGGAAGAGAGAACUACCUACUGCUCACCUGGGGAUCUGGUCUGUGUCCUGGCCCUGCUGCCACACUGGAGCCCUGGGAGCUGAAGAGAGGUCUACAGAAGCAUGCAACACUAGUCAUUUUUUUAUAUAUAUAUAUAUAUAUAUAUAUUUUCCAGUUCAAAUUUGCAGAGCAGAUGGAGGAAGUGGCCAGGGCCGGUAACGGCGUCCUCUGAUCCUUCCUCUCAUGGCCGCUCUCACACAGAGUUGUGCCAACAGGUAGCACUGGCAGCUGGCUACAGCCAGAGCCUCUCUCCAGAGCUCACAGCAGCAUUUGGGUUUUUGCAACACAAGAUGGAUGGUAUUUAUGCAAAUCCUCCCUCCCUCUGUUCUCUGUGCCGCCUCCCGACCCCCCUGGUCCUUCCCCGAGCUUUCCCAUGUGCACUGAAAUUGGCUGUGCUUCAGUUCUCUGCGGGUCAGUGACUGGUCCCCUUGCCCGUCUACUCAGCAAUGCUCUCUCCUGGUUUUUAUUUACCUGGGCAACAGGAACUGCAGUUCUGGGGAGGGGGAUUGAGCAAUCACACCUCAGGGGAGCACAUCCCCCCCUCAAGCCAAGGGUUCUGCCAGGGGCAAAAUGAAAACACAAACAAAACCCACCCAAAUGAACCACGUUGACUUGCCCUGGAGUAUUUUAA
Messenger RNA from Cinclus cinclus, 3940 nucleotides. RefSeq names its product dipeptidyl peptidase 9 (gene DPP9). Bases 31 to 2811 code for a protein of 926 amino acids. The transcript is spliced from 22 exons. The record is from RefSeq and is a predicted model, not a curated record. Gene Ontology annotation, biological process: proteolysis. Lineage: Eukaryota; Metazoa; Chordata; Aves; Passeriformes; Cinclidae. Gene Ontology annotation, molecular function: dipeptidyl-peptidase activity; serine-type peptidase activity.